This is a messenger RNA of Lycium barbarum (goji berry), 1489 nucleotides long. Its product is annotated as alpha-(1,4)-fucosyltransferase. The coding region runs from base 248 to 1486 and encodes 412 amino acids. The record is from RefSeq and is a predicted model, not a curated record. NCBI's taxonomy places the organism in Eukaryota, Viridiplantae, Streptophyta, Magnoliopsida, Solanales, Solanaceae. The transcript has 3 exons. Gene Ontology annotation, cellular component: membrane. Gene Ontology annotation, molecular function: alpha-(1->3)-fucosyltransferase activity.
CUAGAAAGAAUAGAUGAUCAAACAGAAUGGCUAAUAGUCUUCCUUCAAACAUAAUAAUCAACACCCUUUUCUAAUCUAACCACCGGUUGAUGGAAACUGCUCUUUCAAGAACACCAACAUCAUUUCUCAGAAUCAAUUAAUUUUCUAACACCCCCCCCCCCCCCCCCUCUCUCUCUCUCCUUGAAUGACAAAAGGAGAGAGGAAAAAAGAAAAGCUGAUUUCUUUUUGUAAAUUCUUGAAGUGAAAAAUGCAAUUGAAAUCUGUCAACACAUUUGCAAUCAUAAUCAUGUUUAGUUUUGCACUUAUCAUCCUAUUUUUCUCUGGAUUUCUUGAUUUCCCAGUUUACACUUCUUCAAUCCCAACACCCAAAAAUCAAAUCUUGAACACUAUCUCAACUUCCAAACCUGACCCUUUUAGCAACUUAUUGGAUGCUUUCAAGAAAUGGGAUUCUCAAAUAGGUUGUGCUCAAUUCAAGAAAAAACAUAAGGGGUUAUUAGGAAAUGGUUUGUUGUUAAAUUCUUCUUAUGGGUCUUUGCAAAAUGUUGAUGAAGGUGAAUUGAAGUGUGAUGAGUUAAAGAUGGAUCAUGUGAGUGUACUAGUUAAAGGGUGGACUUGGAUUCCUGAUAAUUUGGAUAAUUUGUACUCUUGUAGAUGUGGGCUUAGUUGUUUGUGGACUAAAUCUUCUGUUCUUGCUGAUAAACCUGAUGCUUUGUUGUUUGAGACUUCUACUCCUCCUAUUCAGAGACGUCGAGGUGAUCCAUUACGUGUAUACAUGGAUCUUGAAGCUGGUAGAAAGAAAUCAGGGUAUGAGGAUCUAUUUAUUAGCUAUCAUGCAGAAGAUGAUGUCCAGUCAACCUAUGCAGGUGCACUUUUCCAUAAUAAUCGAAAUUAUCAGCUUUCUCCUUAUAAGAACAAUGAUACUCUAGUUUAUUGGUCUUCAUCACGUUGUCUUCGUCAAAGAAACCAGCUUGCUAAACGUAUACUCAGCUUGCUACCCUCCCAUUCAUUUGGCAAGUGCCUGAACAACGUUGGAGGUCUAGACAAGGCACUCUCCCUCUAUCCUGAGUGCAUCAAGGAUUCUAAUGAAGCACCCAAAUGGUGGGAUCAUUUGCAUUGCGCAAUGUCACAUUACAAGUUUGUCCUUGCGAUUGAGAACACCCGGACAGAGAGCUAUGUAACGGAGAAGUUGUUUUAUGCACUGGACUCUGGUGCCGUCCCCAUCUAUUUUGGUGCCCCGAAUGUCUGGGACUUUGUACCGCCACAUUCGAUAAUUGAUGGAAGCAAGUUUAGCUCUUUGGAGGAUUUGGCCUCGUACGUUAAGGCCAUUGCCAAUAAUCCGGUAGCUUAUGCAGAGUACCAUGCAUGGAGAAGAUGUGGCGUGCUGGGAAACUAUAGAAAGACACGCGCAGCUAGUCUAGAUACUUUGCCUUGCAGGUUAUGUGAAGCCAUCAGUAAAAGAAAUGGGAGAAAUGCAAGAGCCUCUUGACAA